Cyphomyrmex costatus is the source of this 1494-nucleotide messenger RNA. Its product is annotated as XK-related protein 6. The transcript is spliced from 4 exons. Gene Ontology annotation, cellular component: plasma membrane. Lineage: Eukaryota; Metazoa; Arthropoda; Insecta; Hymenoptera; Formicidae. Gene Ontology annotation, biological process: engulfment of apoptotic cell; phosphatidylserine exposure on apoptotic cell surface; apoptotic process involved in development. The record is from RefSeq and is a predicted model, not a curated record. Bases 103 to 1377 code for a protein of 424 amino acids.
UCGACCUUCUAUUUCAUUAUUUGGAGGCGGGAACCAUUAAUUAAGGAAGAAGAGAAGAAGAUUAGAUUGAUUAGAAUAUUCGAAAGUAAAGAGGAGGAAACUAUGGAGGAGAGAAAUUGCGAACGUCGUCCUUUCCAUCUCGCCAGCGUGUUUCCAGGUAUCCAUUUCGAUGUUGAUCUCACUGACCUGCCGACGGAUACUCCCCGUAUUUCCAGACUCGAUAUAUUCUUGCUGGUCUGCUCCAUAAUAAUGCAUGUCGUCGACAUGGGUUUCGAUUAUAACAUCGCCAUUCAAUACUACCUGGGCGGUAAAGUAACGUACUUUGCUUGGACAAUGUUCCUCAUACUCGUUCCUUCUUUCAUCAACGUUGUUAUCAGCAGAAGGAUGCAGCUUCAAGAUAAAGAGACAAGUUCCAGUACAUCAGAUUCAUCAAACGAUUAUAGAACAACGCAUUUGUUGAUUAAAAAUGGACUAUAUUGUACAAUCGCCAUUUUCUUACAACUGGCACCAGUUAUACAUUACUGGGAAACCUUGAAGUGUGCUUUAAAAGCACGUAAAUGCAAGAAAUCUGGAGAUAGAGUUAAUGAAAGGAAAUAUUAUAUAAGGAUGCUCAAAGAGGAUCAAGAUGUUGCCUUGUUGAGAGUAUUUGAAUGUUUCUUGGAAGCUGCACCACAACAAAUCCUACAGCUAACUCUGAUGCUAAAGCAUUACCACAAUGAAAUUAAUUUUGAAUUUGUACAUCAAGUAGCUAGUAUUGUCAGCUCACUUGCAAGCAUGGGUUGGGCAAUGGCCAGUUACCAUCGUAGCAUUCGAUUAGCUCAACAAAAUAAAUUGAAUAUCGGUGUUGUAGGAACUGUGUUACAAUUUCUAUGGCACUUUAGCAUCACAGUGGCAAGAAUCUUAUCUCUCAGUGUUAUUGCGAGCAUCUGGCCUCUAUAUACCUUAUUCGGUUGCUCAAUACAUUGGCUAAUCAUGACUGUAUGGAUUUUGGUCAAUUCCCAUGGGAUAUUAGAGUUUUGUCGGGCUUAUGGUCGCCCACCACAUAUGCUGCCAACAUUGAAAGAACGCAUUUAUUCUAUCUUAUUUGCAACCGUUAUUGGGAUAGUUUAUAUUUUCAUAUAUUUAAAUACCAUAGAUAGCAAUACAUUUUGGAAACAUCUAUGUUUCUAUAUGCUGUGCUUUGUCGAAAAUAUUAUCUCAAUUCUGUUGUGGCGAUAUACCUCUCCUCCUGAAGUUAGGGAGGCUUGGUAUUUUAAUGUAUUUUUUAUUAUUUGUUUCAUCUCCAUUUUGCUAGGAAUUAUAGCAAUAAUAUUGUAUUAUACUAGAUUUCACCCUUCAAAAAAACAACGUACUUCAAAUUCACUUCAAGUUAUGUAACUGCCGAUAUUUUUCUUUUAUUCGAAGGAGAUUAAAUCAUAAUCAAUUUUAUUAUAGCUUAUUUACAAAGUAUCUUUUGAUACACAUUAUGUAUCUCAAAAGAAAAAGAUCUCAGUA